Molecule: messenger RNA, 843 nt
Organism: Symbiodinium pilosum
Lineage: Eukaryota; Dinophyceae; Suessiales; Symbiodiniaceae
Source: the annotation of a GenBank genome assembly
AUGCCGUGCUUUGACAUGGAUGUCACGCUUGCAGUUCUGGUCGGACUUUGUACCAGCGCUUGCUUUGUUCUGCGUGUAGAUAUUGCCGAUCUAUAUCUUCCCCCGCACAAGAGGUGCAGUGAGGACUCGUACUUGCAAGACCCACUGAAGGACGUCUGCAUGCAAUUUAUGAUGGACGUCACGCGCGGGAUCUAUGUGGUGAAGGGUGUUCGGUACGACUUCGAGGAGACAUUGGCCAGAUCUGGGCUGGACGUAGAGACACAGAGCUUGGAGGUCGAGAGCUUGAAAGAAGUCUUCGCAUCCAACGUCGCGGCAGAUGUCCAGCGCCAGCUAGUAGAGUCAGAUGCAGGGCAGAUGGCGCAGCAGGGAGCCAACCAGCUGGUGCAGGCCGUGACGGCACUUAUGUCACAGUCAGGGCUGGCCAAUAUUGAACGUGCCUGUGGUGAACAUGUCAUUGUAAGCGGUGGAGACCAAGAACUGACUUUUGAACUGAAGCCGGGGCCGCCGAGAUGCUGGGAUCUCAUCUUGUCCUGCAAGAAAUUCAACUUUGCCAGCUUCAUGCUCAGCUCACGCAGCUCGCGAAGUGACGAAGCUGAAGUUCUUGCCUGUUCUCGCAGUUCUCAGAUUCUCAGGUUUGCUCUUGUUCGCUUUGCCGCGACCAACCACCUUCAGCCGCUCUCUGUGGAGGUGUUGCUGUGGGAUCUUCAUCUGAUUGCCUGGGCACAUAUCACAAGUGGCUUUUUUGUUUUUUUCCUCUGCCAUUGCUUCCUCUUUAGACCGUCUCAUGCUCUUGCCCUGGCCAGCUCCUCUGCCUUUGAACAGUUUGAUCGCCUCUGGAGGUAG